AUGUCCUCAGUCGUCGGCUUCCUCCGCCCAAUCCUCGAUGACCCCUCCAUCGAUGCUGUUUACAUCCCCCUUGUCGCCAGCUUACACUACAAAUGGGCCAUCAAGGCAAUCGCCAAAGGAAAAAGCAUGCCAGCCACAGUUAAUACAGCCGAGGCAGAGAUGCUAUUCGGAUCGCCACUGCUACGACAGCCCAAUGCACCUAUUCUUCUCGAAGCAAUGCACUUUCGCUUCCAGCCGAGUUGGCAAUACUUCCUCAGCUUGAUCGACCGUCAGAACAUACAAACUGUCAACACUAUCGCAGAGUUAGCAUCGUAUGUCAUACCCAAAGGAAACGCACAGCUCGAGUAUAAUCUAGGUGGCGGGACUAUGCUUCAUCUUGGCACAUAUCCCAUGUAUGUACUGCGUCAGAUCAUGGGUGAUGAGCCUGAAGAGUGUACGGCAUGCAAAGCUAGGAUACCUCCUCCACCGGGAGAUCUCUGCGACGAGUCCGCUGAGGUAAGCUUUCGUUUCACCGGUGGACGGGUUGGGAACGUUAUGAUAAACGCGCGAGCAUCAGUUACAUAA
Fusarium subglutinans is the source of this 564-nucleotide messenger RNA. Its product is annotated as oxidoreductase. The record is from RefSeq and is a predicted model, not a curated record. The transcript is spliced from 2 exons. Lineage: Eukaryota; Fungi; Ascomycota; Sordariomycetes; Hypocreales; Nectriaceae. The coding region runs from base 1 to 564 and encodes 187 amino acids.